GGCCGUGGUGAAGCUACAACUCCUGUCACAGUUAGAUCUCUGGUCUGUUGCGAAACUACAGCUCCCAGCAUAAUGUGGUUGACGGGCACGCUAGGAGUUGUAGUGUCAUGAGAGCCACAGGGUUUAUCUGUUACUCUUGGACCUUGGACUGGCGUCUGCUGUACUUCGCUAUGUUUUCUUUAGAGCACAUGAUGACUUCAGAAGCUUUGUCAGAUCUUCAGGACGACUUGGAAAGAGAUGAAACAACGCAGUCCCUGGACCAGCUGAAGCUGGCGUCCCUCGAGAACAUGAACUGGCCGUCUGACGACGUGCAGGACUUCCCCAAGUCAGGGGACGUCAAAGUUUCUCCCGGCCCCGUCGCAGACCAGCUCUUGGAUGACCUUAAAAACGACAUCGGCAGACACCACAUUGUGGAAGUGGCUGGUGAUGACAAAUUCGGGCGCAAGAUUGUCGUGUUCAACGCCUGCCGCAUGCCCCCCUGCCACGAGCUCAAUCACUUCAAGCUCCUACAGUAUCUGAAGCUAACAUUGGACCAGUUCGUUGAGAGCGAUUACACGUUGGUUUACCUGCACCAUGGCCUGACCAGUGAAAACAAGCCGUCUCUGGGCUGGCUGAGAGAUGCCUAUAGAGAGUUUGAUCGCAAGUACAAAAAGAACAUCAAGGCUUUGUACAUUGUCCAUCCUACAAUGUUCAUCAAGACCUUACUGAUCUUGUUCAAACCUAUAAUAAGCUUCAAGUUUGGUCGGAAGAUUUUCUACGCAAAUUAUCUGAGUGAAUUGGAGGAGAUUGUGAAGUUGGAUCAACUGGGGAUCCCCGAAGCAGUCCUCAAAUACGACGAGCACAUCCGCUCUACAUUGAAGACCACGCCGACCAGCCAGAAAACUACUCCACCUCGGCCGCCACUGCCAAACCAACAGUUUGGGGUCUCCCUUCAGCAGUUGAAAGACAAGCGCCCCGACAGCAGUCAGAAGAUCCCCCAAGUUAUGCAAGAGACUGUGGCUUAUCUGAAGCAGAAUGCUCUAAGCACGGAGGGGAUUUUCCGGCGGUCGGCCAGCACUCAAGUGGUACGAGAAGUUCAGCAGAAAUAUAAUAUCGGAGCACUUGUUGACUUCAAGCAGUAUGACGAUGUCCACUUGACUGCAGUCAUCCUCAAGACCUUCCUCCGGGAGCUCCCCGAGCCGCUGCUGACAUUCAACCUUUACAAUUACGUUGUGGAAUUUUUCAAUCUAGAGCCAGAGAAGAAGGUGGAAUCUGCUAGAGAGACUCUUAAGACUUUGCCUGAAGAGAAUUAUGAAGUUCUCCGGUUCCUCACUGGUUUUCUUGUUGAGGUGUCCUCUCGGAGCAGAGAGAAUAAGAUGACAAACGCCAACCUGGCUGUGGUGUUUGGCCCAAACCUCCUUUGGGCAAACGAUGUGGCCAUGACCCUCAAAGCCAUAAAUCCCAUCAACACCUUCACCAUGUUCCUGCUUGACAACCAGAAGGAGCUGUUUGAGGACGUGAAUUUGUAAAUGGGAAUUUUCGCACUGCACCACUGCCAUCCUUAUGCUGCACGACCAUCUCCACCGCAUCACUGUACCGUCCUGUUGUCUGUAUGUGUGUGUGUGUGCGCAGACCUCUGUGUGACACGUUGGAGCUGGCAUCUCCAAUGCAGCUUGCAGCAAAAGGAAACACAAAGCCAUCCAUGUGUCUACCCGAAUCUUGGCCACCGCUGAUGCCCCUGGUAGGCAGCACUUUUCCUUUGUGACAGUUGUGGUAAUGUUGGGCGUGAGGUGGCAUGUUGUGGCAUAUAGUCCUAUUAUAAAUGAUUGAGGGAAUCUUCCCGUAUGACUUAACUCCAUUAAUUUCUUCUCUCUGACAUUCCUUCGCACUCCCACCUCUGUUUUACGUCCCACACAUCUAGGCUAUACUUUGUAUGCUGCCCAGAGAGGUACCCCCGAGUACAAAUCCGCACUGUUCAUAUGGUGCAAACAAGUCUCCAAACUUUUUGAUUUUUUUUUUAGGAUGACUGACAGCUUAUGGCCUUAUCUGGUCUUUUAAAUCUGGUUGACAUUUUGUACCACUAUCUACCAGCACAUGGGGGGGGGUUCUACAUUUCGGGAUCUCCAUUUCACCUGCUUACUUUUAUCUAUUUUGGUGUUUUUGUUUUUUCAAUUCUUUUAACAAUAUUUUAUAGUUGUAGCAGGCUCCAGGCGACAAGAAAGUUGGUAGAAAACAAAUAAAACCUGCUGCGUUCAUAUAUAUUUACACUGAUGAUUGUCCUAUAGGAAUACAGGCAGGUAAGGCUCAAAAAUAGGAACUGUAGAGUAGAAAUACCUUUCAUUAAAUGGAGUGCAUUCCCAUGAUGCAUUGCUCACAUUUGCCCUGGAUUAGAAAAACACGGCUGCUUUAAAAAAAUAUAAAAAAAGAAGCGCCCCCCUGUCCACAGGUUGUGUCUGGUAUUGCAUCUGAGCUCUAUUCAAGUCGGUACAACCAGUGGACACAUGCAGUGCUAUUUUUUGCAAGAAGGCAGCCAUGUUUUCUAAUGGUGUACAACCCCUUUAAUAUAUAUUAUUAUUUUACUGUGGGUGGAACUUGGCAGUCAUGUGACAACUAAGGCACGUGGCAUAUAGGGGUGGAGUCUAAAAAUGCAAUGUAGAAACCAUACUGCAACAGAGUAUACAGGGAAUGCAAAGCCUUUCCAGUUUACAGGUAGUAUGCAAUAUAAACUCUUCUUGAAAGCCACAUUUUUCCAGAAUUUUACUAUUGAUGGCCUGUCCUCGGGAUAGGCUAUCCAUAGUGCAGGGAUGGCCAACCUGAGGCUCUCCAGCUUUUGCAAAACUACAACUCCCAGCAUGCCCAGACUACCUACAGCUAUCAGCCUACAGCAAAGCAUGGUGGGAGUUGUAGUUUUACAACAGCUGGAGAGCCUCAGGUUGGCCAGCCCUGCCAUAGUGGAUCAGCGGGGGUGGGGUCUGACACGCCACACCCCUGCAGAUCAGCUGUUUAAAGAGGCCACAGCUUUCCGAUAAGCAAUGUGGCCUCCUCACAGCUUACCAAGCCCAGCACGUGGCCAUGCUUGAGCCAUAACCCAUCCCAUGACUGAGCUGCACCUAGGCCAUGUGACCGAUGAACGUGACGUCACUGCCCUAGGAAGAGGUCGCAGCACUCACCAGAGCAUCGCGGCUUCUUUAAACAGCUGAUCGGCGGAGAUGCCAGGAAUGCCCCCACCCAUUAUAUGAGCCUGGACACCCCUUUAAGCCUAUAGCACUCAUUUAUUAUGUUUUGUUUUUUUAUAACCACCUGUAUAGACAUAAUAAAAUUCAAAAAAUUCUGCCCGUCUUGAACUACUACUGUACGGAGCUAGAGAGAAUACUGAGAUAACUGUAUAAACAGUAUGUAGAGAGCUCCCCCUAGUGGUGGCUGCAGGAAGCUAGAUUUGUUUAUCUAUACACUAUAUAGGUAGAUCCUAAAAUCACUCCGGCCAA
Molecule: messenger RNA, 3464 nt
Organism: Bufo gargarizans (Asiatic toad)
Lineage: Eukaryota; Metazoa; Chordata; Amphibia; Anura; Bufonidae
Gene: ARHGAP1
Product: Rho GTPase activating protein 1
Exons: 13
Coding region: 108-1508 (466 amino acids)
Biological process (GO): small GTPase-mediated signal transduction; negative regulation of endocytic recycling
Cellular component (GO): cytoplasm
Molecular function (GO): GTPase activator activity
Source: RefSeq, a predicted model, not a curated record